Molecule: messenger RNA, 7281 nt
Organism: Chara braunii
Lineage: Eukaryota; Viridiplantae; Streptophyta; Charophyceae; Charales; Characeae
Source: the annotation of a GenBank genome assembly
GUCAGUAGGUCAUUGUGUUCGGGUAGGUCUAAGUGGUGAGGAGUGGGACUCUUGUCGUGCACCUGACAUCACGAUGGACGACUAUCCGAUGUAUGGGUUGCUUGUGGGGUUCUCCCUCUGGGGGACCCUUUGGCGUCUCCUCUUUCCUCUGGGGUUCUGGCACCUUCACGUGUAGAGUCGAUACCCGGGGUGGUGCCUCCACCAAGCCAUACACGAAGGAGGAGGAGGCGAAGAUGGCCGCCAUUCUGCAGGAGAGGCAGGCGAAGGAGGAGGCCAAGAAGAAGGUCGUGAAGGAGGAGCAGGCGGCCAAAUUGAAGAAGAUAGAAGAAGAGAUGGCCAAAGAGAGGGAGAGAAUACAGAAAGAAGAAGAAGAGAAGUUGAAAGAGGUGGAAGAGGAGGAAGAAGAUGAAAUGCCACUGCAGAGGAAGAGGGGGCAGUACAGUGGUAGUAGGGAUGAGGAGAUGGAAAAGCGGAUCUCAGAGUGGGUCGCCAACUUAUCCCUGGGCGAAGAAGAAGAGGUGGCGAUGUAUAUCUCUAAAGAUGAUCAGGAAGCCGCUAUGAGAGCUUGGGAAGCAGAAAAAGAUGUUGUAAAGCGGCAGGCAAUGGAAGAUGAAAAGAGGAUGGAAUGGAAGUUGGCCGUGAUGAGGGAGAAGAAGAGGAGAGUGGACGCGGCAGCGGAGGCGGCAGAAGAAGAAGAGGAGAGUGGACGCGGCAGUGGAGGCGGCAGAAGAAUUAGAGGAGGCGUCAAAGCGGCAAUUCCCAAGGAGGAGGAAGCACGUCCUCUUCGCCGGGAACCGGUCAAAGUCAAAUCCCCUGAUUCCUAUAGUGGAAAACGGGAAGAAAACUUUGACAACUGGGAGGCCAAUGUCAAGACCUAUGUGCAUCUGCAACAGGUCUCCCCGGAUCAGCAGGUUUUAAUCGCGAUCCACGCGCUUAGGGAUGAGGCCGCCAGCUUUGCAAGGUCCCUAGUUCGCGCUGCCAAUUGUAGUGACGAUCCAGUUGCGUACUCCUCGUUCACUUCCCUCACUGAGUUCUUGAAAUUGCUGCGCGAGAGGUUCGCUGAUGUCGCCCGUAGCGCGUAUUUCCGCCUAGAGAAGGAUGGGAAAGUGGAAAAGGUUCUCCACUCCCCGACUCUCCUCGUAGAGGAUAGCCUCCCAUUUGAUAUUGUCCUGGGAAUGGAUUGGGGAGAGGCAGCCGGGGCCACACUCCAUCUGAAGGAGCACGAGUGUAGGCUCCCUAACUCUUCAGGCGAGGCUAAGAUUGCCUGCCUGUUCCAUGUGUCCGAAGUAGAGAAUUCCUUGGCACAUUGCUGUCUUAGUGCUCAUGCGUUCGCCAGGUUGGUGAAGAAGGAGAAAUUGGAGGAACAGGUUUUUGUUGCCUAUGUUAGGUCAGUGACUGAGCCUACGGAAGAAAGGCCGAUGGACCCUGCGAUUGCCAAGCUGCUGGAAGAGUUUAGAGAUUUGACUGAGCCGCCGAAAAGCACGGUGUCGCGGCCCAUCCAGCACCGUAUUGAGAUAGAGCCUGGCAGUAGAACUCCUAAGGGUGCGGUGUACAAGAUGUCCCCGCGGGAGUUAGAGAAGCUUCGCAAGCAGUUAGACGAGCUCCUCGAGAAGGGUUGGAUUAGGCCCAGUUCGUCUCCUUUCGGAGCGCCCAUCCUCUUUGUUCCUAAGAAAGAGGGAGAGCUGAGAAUGUGCAUAGACUAUAGGGGUCUGAAUGCUAUUACGGUAAAGAAUGUUGAGCCACUGCCUAGGAUAGACGAUCUCUUAGAUCGAGUGCAGGGGGCGAAGUAUUUUUCCAAGAUAGAUUUGAAGUCCGGGUAUCAUCAAAUAGAGGUGCAUCGUGAUGAUCAGUAUAAGACAGCCUUCCGGACUAGAUAUGGACACUACGAGUUCAUAGUGAUGCCCUUUGGACUAAGCAAUGCGCCAGCUACGUUCCAGUGCUGCAUGAACUAUUUGUUUAGGUCGUGGUUAGACAAGUUUGUCGUAGUUUACCUAGACGACAUCCUAGUGUUUGGCCGGACCCUUGAAAAGCAUCAGGGUCAUCUCAGGCAGGUCUUGGAGAAGCUGAGGAAAGCUAACUUCAAGAUCAAUGCAAAGAAGUGCGAUUGGGCGAAGACCCAAGUUUUGUACCUAGGCCACGUCUUAGACGGAGACGGCGUUAAGCCAGAGGAUAGCAAGAUCGCAACGAUUAGAGAUUGGCCCACGCCACGUACGCUGACAGAGUUGCGCUCGUUCCUGGGCUUAGCGAAUUACUACAGGAAGUUCGUGAGGAACUUCUCCACCAUCGCUGCGCCCCUUCACAGAUUGCUGAGAAAGGAGACAAUCUGGAAGUGGGACAAGGACUGCAUGUCUGCCAUGAAGAAGCUAAAGCAGGCAUUGAUAGAGUAUCCAAUCCUUAAAGUCGCCGAUCCAUCCUUGCCUUUUGUUGUCACGACCGAUGCGAGUCAAUACGGCAUAGGCGCGGUGUUACAGCGAGACAAUGGCAAUGGGUAUAGACUCGUAGAGUUCAUGUCCGCCAGGAUGCCUUCAGAGAAGGUCGCGAUAUCUACUUAUGAGAGGGAACUCUACGCUCUCAGGCAAGCAUUAGACCACUGGAAGCAUUACUUGCUUGGGAGACACUUCAAAGUCUAUUCUGACCAUGAAACGUUACGAUGGUUAAAGACGCAGGCCAAGAUGACACCUAAACUUACUAGGUGGGCCGCAGAGAUAGAUCAGUACGACUUUGAGCUCAAGCCUGUCAAAGGGAAGUAUAAUGUAGUUGCGGACACUCUGAGUAGAAGAGCUGAUUACUUCGGGGCAAUAGUGCGCUACCUCGAUAUAGGGAAGGAUCUGCAACAGAAGGUCACAGACUGGGCCUGGUGUCCACAUCAAGAGUGCUGCUCCAGAAGUCUGCAAAUCCAGRUGCCGGCCACUGGGACAGCRUGGUGGCCAACCAGCUGCUUAAUCUCCUCAAACUGUGCUGCAGCAGGCCAUCGUCCUCGUGUGCUUGCCAUUAGAUCCUUUAUCGCCGGCGAUGCGCAGGAGCCACAGAUCAUCAACAUGCCGGGCAACCCAAAUGCAGUUAUCGAAUGCCUAGAGUCUUUGAUGCCUGCACUCCCUCAUGCUCUCAAGCAGUUGAGGGGCGACAAGAAAGAGAAACACCCUCGGCAUGUGGCACAUGACGCUUCUCCCGAGGAAUUCAGCAUCUGGCUUAGUACAGUAAACAGCCAUGGUAAGGCUGUGAAAGGAAUGAAGGAAGAAAAGCAAGACAAGGAGGAUGAGAAAAGUAGCAAGGAGAAAAAACGAGAAAAGCGGGACAGGAAGGAGAUGGAAGAGGAACAGAAAGCAGAAGAGAAGGAGAUGAAGAAGAAGGAGAAAAAGGAGAAGAAGGAGAAGAAGGAACUCGAGAAGGAGUCGGUGAAGGAGAAGAGCGAUCACAAGAAGGACAAGGAGUCUUCAAAGGAAAAGAAAGAACACGAAAAGGAGAAUACAGACGCGAAGGAGUCAGCGAAGGAGAAGCGCGAUCACAAGAAGGACAAGGAGUCUUCAAAGGAGAAGAAAGAACACGAAAAGGAUAAGAAAGAGCAUGAAAAGGAUGCCAAGGAGAAAAAGGAUCAUGAGAAGAAGGAAAAGAAAGAGUUCAAGAGGGAGAAGAAAGAGCAGGAGAAGGAAAAAGACCCUGAAAAAAAAGAUGCAGAGAAAGAAGCUAAGGACAACAAGGAUAAGGAUGGCAAGAAAGGUGGGGCAAAGAAGAAAGUGAAGAAAGUUCACGAGGAGAAGGCCAUGUCCAGAAUCAAAGAUGUCAAGGCGGAAGCCAGUGGCCAAGGGUCUACAGCUGAGCUGACGACCCCAUUAGAAAGUCCGCAAGGACAAGAUUAUCCACUGUCAGACAAAGCACAAGGGUUAGACAAUGAAGGUAUAGAGAAAACGGAAGAUACAGAGGGAAUAGAAGAGGACGCAAAGGUAGUAGUAGGCGUAGAAGGCAAAGAGAGAACAGAAGAUGCAGAGUUAGGCGUAGAAGAAACCUGCACUUCGAAAGGAGGAGAGGAUGAUGCCUAUUAUGUGAAUGGCGGAGAGAUACACAGUGUUGAGGAAGAGACGGAAGACAAGUCGGAUCAUGCAUCUCCGGGGUACUCUGCUGACGCUAGUGCCAGGUCAGAAGGAUGUGGUGAGAUGGAAGGACCAAACGGAGAUGGGACCAAGGGGACGGAUAGGGCCACAAGUGUCGAGGUGCAGACCGAAAACAUGUGUGUACAUCUGGGGGACCCGAAGGACGAGGACAAUGGGCAUGAGGAGGACAAGGAUUGGGAGAAAGUCGGAUCGUUUCAAAGCCCCCGCACAGUUCAAAUUGUGGAUGGGAAGGAUAAGUCGGCCGCCUGUAAGACAGAAUCAGGUCAAUGUCCUUGCUAGCGACGAAGUCAGCAGAUUGUGUGGUCAAGGGCUUACAGAAAGAGACAGGAGACAGGACAAGAGUGGUGGGCUGUGGAGGCAGUUAGUUACGAGACUGAAUUCACCUUAUGCUGGUUGUCAGGGUCAGUGAGAGAGUAUAAGCACACAUUGCUUGUGAGUUUGAGAUUUGUACCUUUAGUAGCGGGCAAUCAAAAUUUUGCAUGUCGGCAGUGUUAUGAGUGAAACCCAGUGUGUUUUUUGCUGCGAAUGUGCGGUUACUGUCUCCUUUGUGUUGUAUGUCAAGUGCAGCAGCCAGUAGAAUGGAGAAGGAAACAAGGUGAGAGCCUCUUGCAUCUAGGUGAAUGUAGGUAGCGUAGCAAAAUUAUUGGCAAUAUGCUCUCUCUUCUGUUGUGCGAGCGAUGAGAAAUCCGAUGCAGAAGGCACUGGAUCUUGUACCUUAGCCCAAAGACUGUGGACGUGGAGGAUUAGGUACCUUAUCCCCUCAAAGGUAGUGGAUGUGCCAGAUUCCCUAUUUUUUGUUGUGGAUGUGCCAGAUUCCCUAUUUUUUGUUAAGUGACUAUCUUUGAGCACUGCUUGUGGUUGAUGGUGGGUUUGUUAGAGGACCUGCUUUUCCCGACUCUCCAGGGGGGUUGGCAGUGGCCUUGUGUUUCUUUACACACUGUGUGGGCAAUAUACUCUCUUGCCUAUUCUGGCAAGGAUUGGAUACCGUGUUCCAAAGGGAGCAAAUGCAGCAGAUCUUCGAUUACUAAACGCACUGUCUUCAAGCACUUCUCCGCGUGGCGUUGAUGGCGGAUGUUGCAGUGGACCCGGUGCAUUGUGGGGCUCCUCUGAACCUGCUUGUUGUAGGAUGUGCCUGCUACGGUUACAAGUUAACGUGCCUUUAUCUACUUAGAGAUGGGGUUUCCAAGCAGGCUCUCACCAAAUUACUCCAAGCUGUAUGCAGCAGCAUAGUCAAUAGUCUCUGGGACAAUUGACUAUAUCUGCCAUCUUCUUCACCUUCACGGGAAUAGAGAGCGUACUCACACUAGGGAUUUUUGUACUACGCUCUGGACGUGAUUACUGUCAGAUUUCUCCAGGUCUUGCCGUAAUUGCGGUCAGAUUCAUUUGGGAAAGUGCUAGUGUGAGUAUGCCGUGAUACUAUAUACGUGAUGUUGCCAUCUUAUCUUUCCAUUCAUGCCAGUAGCCAAUAGUACGGGUGGCCAGUUCAGAAUCCGCCACGCCAAAUUUGGUGUAUAGUUCCUACUUGGGGGGGAGAUUCAUAGUUAGCAACGAUUCGGUAUUUUGAAAGGCAGACUGCCAGAAGCAUUGGGGGUAAUCUGAGAUUCGGGACAUUAUGCGUCAAGAGGUUGGGGAUGGUAGGUUGUUGUUAGAGAUGUAGGGGCUCUAGAGAGGUCUAGUCUCACUCAUCUAGGGGGUAUGCGGUUACUGUGUGUUCCCCUGCCUGGGAGCUCAACUGUUUGUGAGGAGAUAUGUAGCCCACUCCGAUGAUGUGGCACGAAGAUGCUGGCAAGGCACAUAACACAUUGUGAGCGUUAAACCGCCAGUACACGGCCCCAGCCUGCUGAAAAGAAAACGUGUCGCCUACGGAGGCCCAGCACCGUAGAUAUAUUGAAUCGGUGGCGGGCGGCCUCCAAAAGGGGCCCGCGGUGGAUAGCUCGAUGUACUGGUGGUUUAUUAAGGUGCUAUCCCUUCGAGCUUGUAGAUAGAUAAAGUGAGGGAACAAAAGUUACGAAAUGGUUGGGUGUCAACUUCACAAUGCCUUGUUCACUGUCCAUUGACCAGCUGUCGCCUGAUUUGGCCAGGUUUGGGAAUAAUGUAGUAGGAGGCUACUAGGAGCCCAAUUUACUAGUCGUCAUCUCGAUGCCUGCCUCCCUGGCACUGGAUCCUCCAUCCCGAGUUUGCACGGUGUUUUUGUAGUUGAGGACUGCGUUGGUAAGUCGUUGCAUGGUCAAAGCACUUGUAUGAGGCAUGGUACCUUUUCGAUGCUCAUUUGUGAAUCCUUUCCCCCAAGGAAAGAGACAGACAACAUGCUGUUUUUUUUGGGGCGGGGGGGAGGAAGAUCAUGUUGGUUAGAGUGGAGAGUCUAUGCGUUACAAUUGGAACGAUACAGAGAAGAUUAGCAUGGCCCCUGUGCAAGAAAAAGAAAGAAAAAGAGUGGAGAGUUGAUGCCUUCUGCCAAAAAGAUGGGGGUGUUCAGCAGCAGUGGCGGCAAACUGGUUUGCAGACAAUAAUUUUGACCAAGCUUUCUGACAAGUUGAAUUCAUAGGAGAUAACCCACCGUGAAUCUGAAGGAUCCUGAUGACCGAGGGGCGGCAACAUCUAUUACUUCCACCAGAAUAUGGCCUGUGCUAGUGUGGUGUUAUCAAAUUUAAGAGGUAAGAGGGGUGGACGGGUGUGCAACGACAAUAAUCUUGGGUGGGGUUUUUCAGGAGAGAUGUUCUCAGGAAAAGUGAUAGCCAUCCACAAUAUUCUUGGGCGCAUUUUUCAGGGGAGAGGAGAAAAAAAAUAGAGUAGAGAAUCGAUAUAAUGGCCAGCCAGAGUUUAAAAGAUGGCCCAUGGAUGUGUAUUACGUAGCAUUUCUUCAGAAAUGGCUUCUCUGACUUAUGGAUAGGUUUGCUUAGCCAGAGCUUAAAAGAUGGCCCAGGGACGUGUAUUAGUUAUGUAGCAUUUCUUCGUAAAUGGUUUCUGUGAACGAGGCGGAAACUUACUGAUAGGUUUGCAUAAUUCUUGUGGAAGUAUAUGACGGCAAGGAAGGAAAGAUGGAUGCCUUUUGUGCAAAAAAAUGUGGGUAGCACGGAGGUGAAAUAUGUAAGACUGUCCGAUUCUAUCAAUGCAACAUCAUGCUUUGUGUGAAAAUAUGUUUGAGCAUGGCAAAUGAAAACCCAAAGUCACA